AUGUCAAGUCAUAAUAGUAGAGAAAUAUCAUCAGAUGAGAUAAGAAACAUGAAGAAAAAUCUUUCAGCUUGUCAGAAUAAAAACUGCAAUCACACUGAUUGCCUUCACGUUGAAAACAAUUUUCGAUAUAAUCGAACCGAUCCGGAUCCCAACGGUUUAUCCCCCCCUAUCACUAACAUAUACGAGAGAGACGUUAACGAUGAAGUUUGUUUUAAACAUUUUGACAACGAUAAAUCUAGAUGCCGCUACUCUUUCUACAAAAAUUUUACGAAUAAAAAUGAUGAUCUGUCGACUGUAGAACUGCUGAUGAGAACUUACCAGCAACAAAAAACGGUCGCAGAAGACGAUUUUGUCUUUAAUUAUGGCUCUCGUAAAAUUCUACAAAACAUGUACAAAAUGUGGUUGCAUCAAGUCAUGUGCGAUUUGAAUAUAAUAACGAAAGGUGGAGACAUCUUAACACAUCAAGUCCUCAUAUCAGCGUUCAGCCCUUCUCUUUCUAAACUUUUUUGUCAAAAAACUACUCAGAGAAUAGCAACCAUAAAUUUGAGUACAAUUUCUAGAGAAAUUGUUGCUGAUGUUUUAAACUUUUUGUACACGGCUGAUAUUCAGUUAAGUUGUCGAAUUAUCGAUGAUGUAGUUUUCUGCGCGGAUGAAUUGGAUUUAGAAGUUGUGAAAGUUGUCUGCAGUGACUUUUUAACUACUUCUUUAAAUGAAGAGAAUAUAAUUUUGCAUUACUGUCUUGCAUAUAAUAACAAAUUAGAAAAGGCAAUAACAAUGUGCACUGACUUCAUAGCAAAAAAUUUUGAGCAAACCAAAAAACAUCCCUAUUUUGUUCUACUCUCCCCUGAACAACUUGAAAAUAUUUUGAAGCACAAAGAUAUCAUAUGUGACACUGACAAUGUUUUAGAAGUUCUCGCAAGCUGGGUGGAUUAUAACGUUCCAAUGAGAAUUUCACACGUUGAAUAUUUGUUUUUGUUUAUCCCUCCUCAUCAAAUAAAUGUUGAAAAGAUCAAGUCAACGAUCAACAAAAAGCAAUCAGCAUCAGUCAUAAUCGGUGAAACAAAGGACGAAAUACAAGAAAUUUCUGACAAAAUGAACAAAAGCCAUCCAGAUGACUGGAAACUUAUAUUUGGCAAAAAAAAUUCCUCUAAAACCGAAACGGAAAAACAUGGCUCCGAUGUAAUUGAAAAGCUUAAAAAAGAAGAAAAUUUUGGCGGACUCUGUAAAUAA
Messenger RNA from Helobdella robusta, 1230 nucleotides. RefSeq lists its product as hypothetical. Gene Ontology annotation, molecular function: protein binding. The transcript has 2 exons. The record is from RefSeq and is a predicted model, not a curated record. Lineage: Eukaryota; Metazoa; Annelida; Clitellata; Rhynchobdellida; Glossiphoniidae. The coding region runs from base 1 to 1230 and encodes 409 amino acids.